Molecule: messenger RNA, 2433 nt
Organism: Gracilinanus agilis (Agile Gracile Mouse Opossum)
Lineage: Eukaryota; Metazoa; Chordata; Mammalia; Didelphimorphia; Didelphidae
Gene: XRRA1
Product: X-ray radiation resistance associated 1
Exons: 18
Coding region: 1-2400 (799 amino acids)
Cellular component (GO): nucleus
Source: RefSeq, a predicted model, not a curated record
AUGAGGAAACCAAGACACAGAGAAGUCAAGGGGUUUUAUUCAAGGUCACAUAAGAGGAAACCUUUUGACAGGAUGUCAGGAUCAGGACUAUAUAAAGUGGAUGAUGGAUGUCAUUAUCUCGCCAACUGCUUUCCAGCUAGAAACUUAUUCAGGUCACGAAAUGAAGGUAAAAGCCACUGGCUAGUGGCCCAAAAAGCUUCCUUAAAGAAGAAGUUCAAGUCAGUAGUCUAUUCACAAGCAGAAAUUCAGGAAGAACUGAAAAAAUCUUCCCCAGCACCAGGUCGAAAGAAGAGAUGGGCCUCGAUUGAAAACCUGUUCCAUGUUCCUGAUAAGCGCAUCUUAGAUCGGACAUUUUUGCUGAAGCACCACUGUGUAAAGAGACCUACAGAUUUGUGUACUGUGAAUAUCAGUGGCCAAAAGAUUGCAAAAGCUAAGGAAAAGGACUUCAGGCACUUUGAUGCUGUCAUUUAUAUCAAUGCAUCGGAAAACUUGCUACCCCUAGAGACAUUUCACACAUUUCCUGCUAUAAAAGAAUUGGAACUUUGUUUCAACGGAAUAAAAACUGUCUCCAUCAAGAUGGGAGAAUUUCGAUUCUUGGAACGCCUGGAUCUUUCAUUCAAUAACUUGUCUCAAGAGGCCAUUCGUGACUUGGGAAUUCUGCCUCGCCUUAAGAUGUUGCUUCUAACAGGCAAUGGGCUUACUUCACUUCCUCCCAACAUGGCUGUUACAGAGCCGAACCCCUCUGUCAUCCGACUAACCAACAAGCGUUAUAUGCUAAGGUUCCAGGCUCUAGAGACACUAAUAUUAGAUGAUAACAAACUCUCUCACCCCAGCUGUUUUGCCAGCCUAGCUGGGCUCAGAAGACUGAAGAAAUUAAGCAUGGAACAAAACAAGAUUUUCCGGAUCCCAUAUCUACAACAAGUUCAGUUGCCUAAGUACUGUGAUGAAUCAACUAAAGGAAAGAAUGGUACCCAGAAAGACCAAGGUGGAUCUGGCUCCAAACAGAAGCUAACACAAGGUAUGACAGGAGCCUUCCUGGAAAGCAAGUCAGGAAAAGGACAGCCAGAUUAUGCCAUAUUAUCGAUGAAAAAGGAUGUGGACCGGACAGAGGUUAUAUUCCCAUCUUUCCCUGGAUAUUCAUCCAACCAGGCAAACAAAGUCUAUCCACUUCCUCCCAUAUUUGAAAUUCUUCCUGUGAAGUCAUUGAAGGCCCUGAACCAGACAUGGGCUCCACCUUUCCCAGAGCUGAGAUAUCUUAGCCUGGCCCAUAACAAGAUCUCAAAUGAAGAUGCCUUACUCCCUGUGGCUCUUUUCCCCUCUCUAAGUGAGCUCAUCUUCCACAACAAUCCAUUGGUGAUCCAUACAAAGGGAGAUCCACCUUUGCUAUACAGCUUCCUCCAGAAAAGACUGGGAAUCUGCUUAAUUCGAAAACCUACUGAAAAACUCAGGCGUCCACAUAUUUUAAUUCCUCAGAAGUCCAACCGGAAGGUAAAAGCUCAAAUUCCGAAGGUCCCUAAAGCUCCCAUCAUACUAGAGCUGCCAAAUCAGGAAUCGCUGGAAACACCAACCCCAACUAUCCCUAGGCGGACCUUCACACCUCUCCCACCUAUCCAUUCCUCCACAUCCACCGUCUUCACCAAAGAGGGCUCUGGGAGGUCAGAUACUUCCGUGGAGACGAGUGGUUCUGAGACGGGGACGGAUGAUGACGACGUAAAGAGUGUAGAAUCCUUCUUCAUGACUCAGGUGACCAAGAUGCAGAAAACUCCCAAAAGCCAUAAAGAAGGCAAGUCACAAGAGGAGGAUAAGAAAACAAAGGACAAAGAUAAAGAGACAAAGAAGAUUCCAAAGAAAUGCUCUGUUCCAGAGAAAUACAAAGGCUAUGAGGAACUGCUCGAGACAAAGCCUGACCCCAAUUUUGUGGAACCCGUGGGAAUCCAACAGAAUGUCAAGGCCCUUUACAAUAUUCUAAAGCAUCCCCUGGUCUAUCGCUCCUCCAAGGCCAAGCUCGACGCUUUCCAAAAUCCCUACUGCUCCAAGGAAAAGCAGGUCCCUCGGAGUAAAAUUCCUCCCCCUCGGAAGACACGAGCACAGUUAUUGGAUGAGAUCUUGUAUCAAAUGAGGAACCCUCAGCAUAUAGUGGACAAUCCAUUAAGCUCUGUCCUGCGAAAGCGCGCAGAGCGCAGGCUGGAGGAUCAGAAACAGUACCGAGAGGCCCAGCGCCUAUUGAGGGAGUUCAAGGCCAGGUACAAAAGAGUGGUUCGGAGCUCCCUGAAGGAAGUCUUUGGUGAAACCUCUAAGGUUCAGGAUUCAUUGGAAAGCCAACAGAGGUUGAUGGAAAUCCAGGACUUUCUGCAAGAGUGUGAGGAGGAAGAAGAAAAUGCACAGAAGGACUAUUCUUAGACCUUCUCAGGGGCUAUCCACCUGCUCACCUCU